AGUUAGGCUCAAAUGUUGUCGUCGAAAACGAUGUACCUGCAAGAAGAUAUCUUAGAUCUGCCUUGGAGAUGGAAAAAAUGGUAAGAAAUAUUCCUGAGUUUUUAUUUCUAUUUGAAUAAUCACAUAAUGACAGUGCAAGCCUGACAUGUGACCGACCCCAAUCUUUCAUUACAUUGAUAUUUUAGGCAAAUGUUUAUCUGGAAGAAAUGAAUCUGGAACAUGCGUAUAUUUUGUACACCAAAUUGAUAACGUAAGUUUUGAAAAAUGGAAUGUUGGAACAGCAUUGUCACAACUUGUUAACAAGCUUGCUACAAGCCUGUUGAGGACAUAUCUUGUUGACAAGUUGUUGGAUCGGCAUUGUCACAACUUGUUAACAAGCUUGCUACAAACCUGUUGAGAACAAUAUAUCUUGUUGACAAGUUGUUGGAACAGCAUUGUCACAACUUGUGAAGAAGCUUGCUACGAGCCUAUUGAGAACAUAUCUUGUUAACAAAUUGUUGGAACAGCAUGUCACAACUUGCUAACAAGCUUGCUACAAGCCUGUUGAGAACAUAUCUUGUUGACAAGUUGUUGCAACAGCAUUGUCACAACUUCUGAAGAAGCUUGCUACGAGCCUAUUGAGAACAUAUCUUGUUAACAAAUUGUUGGAACAGCAUUGUCACCACUUGCUAACAAGCUUGCUACAAGCCUGUUGAGAACAUAUCUUGUUGACAAGUUGUUGGAACAGCAUUGUCACAACUUGUUAACAAGCUUGCUACAAGCCUGUUCAGAACAUAUCUUGUUGACAAGUUGUUGGAACUGCAUUGUCACAACUUGUUAGCAAGCUUGCUACAACCCUGUUGAGAAUAUAUCUUGUUAACAAGUUGUUGGAACGGCAUUGUCACAACUUGUUAACAAACUUGCUACAAGCCUGUUGAGAACAUAUCUUGUUAACAAGUUGUUGGAACAGCAUUGUCACAACUUGUUAACAAGCUUGCUACAAACAUGUUGAGAACAUAUCUUGUUGACAAGUUGUUGGAACUGCAUUGUCACAACUUGUUAACAAGCUUGCUACAAGCCUGUUGAGAACAUAUCUUGUUGACAAGUUGUUGGAUCGGCAUUGUCACAACUUGUUAACAAGCUUGCUACAAGCCUGUUGAAAACACAUCUUGUUGACAAGUUGUUGGAACAGCAUUGUCACAACUUGUUAACAAGCUUGCUACAAGCCUGUUGAGAACAUAUCUUGUUAACAAGUUGUUGGAGCAGCAUUGUCACAACUUGUUAACAAGCUUGGUACAAGCCUGUUGAGAACAUAUCUUGUUAACAAGUUGUUGGAACAGCAUUGUCACAACUUGUUAACAAGCUUGCUACAAGCCUGUUGAGAACAUAUCUUGUUGACAAGUUGUUGGAUUGGCAUUGUCACAACUUGUUGACAAACUUGUUACAAGGCUGUUGAGAACAUAUCUUGUUAACAAGUUGUUGGAACAGCAUUGUCACAACUUGUUAACAAGCUUGCUACAAGCCUGUUGAGAACAUAUCUUGUUAACAAGUUCUUGGAUCGGCAUUGUCACAACUUGUUAACAAGCUUGCUACAAGCCUGUUGAGAACAUAUCUUGUUAACAAGUUGUUGGAACAGCAUUGUCACAACUUGUUAACAAGCUUGCCAGAAGCCUGUUGAGAACAUAUCUUUAUUUAUUUAUUUAUUUAGCUUUGCCAACUAGGGCAGGGUCACCACAACAGCAUAUGCCAAUUACUGUGGGCCCUUUUUUUACCUAACCCGCCCUGUCAACUUUCCCUGUGGGAGGAAACCGGAGUACCCGGGGAAAACCCACGGCUUUCGGCAGAGCGUUGACUUUUACUCUUUUCACAUGGGGACUGGGUUCGAGUCGCACUGAGAAGGUACUUAGUGAGACUCGAACCUGCAGCCUCAGAGGUGAAAGGCAAGUGCGCUAACCACUUGGCCACCGAAGCCCCCAUCUUGUUGACAAGAUGUUGGAACAGCAUUGUCACAACUUGUUAACAAGCUUGCUACAAGCCUGUUGAGAAGAUAUCUUGUUGACAAGUUGUCGGAACAGCAUUGUCACAACUUGUUAACAAGCUUGCUACAAGCCUGUUGAGAAGAUAUCUUGUUGACAAGUUGUUGGAACAGCAUUGUCACAACUUGUUAACAAGCUUGCUACAAGACUGUUGAGAACAUAUCUUGUUAACAAGUUGUUGGAACAGCAUUGUCACAACUUGUUAACAAGCUUGCUACAAGCCUGUUGAGAACAUAUCUUGUUGACAAGUUGUUGGAACAACAUUGUCGCAACUUGUUAACAAGCUUGCUACAAGCCUGUUGAGAACAUAUCUUGUUGACAAGUUGUUGGAUCGGCAUUGUCACAACUUGUUAACAAGCUUGUUAUAAGCCUUUUGAGAACAUAUCUUGUUAACAAGUUGUUGGAUCGGCAUUGUCACAACUUGUUAACAAGCUUGCUAGAAGCCUGUUGAGAACACAUCUUGUUGACAAGUUGUUGGAACAACAUUGUCACAACUUAAUAACAAGCUUGCUACAAUCCUGGUGAGAACAUAUCUUGCUAGCAAGUUGUUGGAACAGCAUUGUCACAACUUGUUAACAAGCUUGUUACAAGUCUAUUGAGAACAUAUCUGGUUAACAAGUUGUUGGAUCGGCAUUGUCACAACUUGUUAACAAGCUUGCUACAAGCCUUUUGAGAACAUAUCUUGUUGACAAGUUGUUGGAUCGGUAUUGUCACAACUUGUUAACAAGUUUGCUACAAGCCUGUUGAGAACAUAUUAUGUUGACAAGUUGUUGGAACAGCAUUGUCACAACUUGUUAACAAGCUUGUUACAAGUCUGUUGAGAACAUAUCUUGUUAACAAGUUGUUGGAACAGCAUUGUCACAACUUGUUAACAAGCUUGCUACAAGCCUGUUGAGAAGAUAUCUUGUUGACAAGUUGUUGGAACAGCAUUGUCACAACUUGUCAACAAGCUUGCUACAAGCCUGUUGAGAAGAUAUCUUGUUAACAAGUUGUUGGAACAGCAUUGUCACAACUUGUUAACAAGCUUGCUACAGGCCUGUUGAGAACAUAUCUUGUUAACAAGUUGUUGGAACAGCAUUGUCACAACUUGUUAACAAGCUUGCCAGAAGCCUGUUGAGAACAUAUCUUGUUGACAAGAUGUUGGAACAACAUUGUCACAACUUGUUAACAAGCUUGCUACAAGCCUGUUGAGAAGAUAUCUUGUUGACAAGUUGUUGGAACAGCAUUGUCACAACUUGUUAGCAAGCUUGCUACAAGGCUGUUGAGAACAUAUCUUGUUAACAAGUUGUUGGAUCGGCAUUGUCACAACUUGUUAACAAGCUUGCUACAAGCCUGUUGAGAACAUAUCUUGUUGACAAGUUGUUGGAACAGCAUUGUCACAACUUGUUAACAAGCUUGCUACAAGCCUGUUGAGAACAUAUCUUGUUAACAAGUUGUUGGAACAGCAUUGUCAGAACUUGUUAACAAGCUUACUACAAACCUGUUGAGAACAUAUCUUGUUAACAAGUUGUUGGAACAGCAUUGUCAGAACUUGUUAACAAGCUUACUACAAACCUGUUGAGAACAUAUCUUGUUAACAAGUUGUUGGAACAGCAUUGUCAGAACUUGUUAACAAGCUUACUACAAACCUAUUGUAAACACAUCAUGUUGGCAAUGGCAAGUUGUUGGAACAGCAUUGUCACAAUUAAAACAUGAUUAUAUCAGACAUGUUAGAGCAACCUUGUGACAAGUCUGAUAAUGCCAUCAAGCUUGCUAGAAGCCUGUCGCAAACACGUCUUGUUGGCACGUUGUUGGAACAACAUUGUCACAAUUUAAUCUUGAUUAUAUCAGACCUGUUAGAACAACCUUGUUACAAGUCUGAUAAUACCAUCAAGGUGUUAACAAUUUGUUAACAGCUUGUUCCAAACUUGCUAUAACAACUGGGAAGAAGCAGUGCGAACAAAACUUGUCGAUUGCUUGUGAACAGAUUUGUAACAACUUGUUGGUAGACCUGUAACAACUUGUACAUUUUAAUUAUUCUAAAUCUAAUGAAUAUUUUGUAGACUGCUGAUUGAAAAACUACCUCACCAUUCUCAGUACAAACAAAUAACUCCGCUGAACAGGGCUGAAGCAAAAAAGGUAAUAUGGUUGAGCACCUAGUACUAUUUAAAACAUUGAGCAGCCGAUCUUUGUGUGAUAUACAAACCAUGAAAGCAUUAGACUAGUCCUACUAUCUGACUAAGUUUGAACGAAAAAUGUUGAAAACUCGCAGAGUUAUUUAAUAUAAUACAUUUCGCUGCAAUAAGAAAAACAUUGAAAAUGUAAUAUUCAAAUUCAAUUUUCUCCCGAAGAAUUUUACGGUAAUUACUGAUUUUCAAACGAGUUGUUCUCCUGCGGGUUUUAACCAAUUUUUCUCAAAUUUUUACAGGACAUAGUUAAAGACGUCAGUUUCAAAAUAGUGUUCGGCUUUUGUUUAAUUUUGGAUAUACUAUUUAAAGCACGCGUAGGAGUGUUUUAUCACAUUGUAUAAAACACGACGCGUAGCGGAAUGUUUUAUAUGUGAUAAAACACGUCUACAAGUGCUUUAAAUGGCUUCAAAAACGACUCAUCUGAUACGAGUUCAUUGGCGAAGUAAUUUUUAAAAUAAACUUUGUCUAAACCGAGAAAAUCAAAGCUAAAGUUUAUGUAAAUUAACAUGAUUUUUUAUCACAUAUAAAACCACGACACGCGCUUAUGAUUUUUCUUUGUGUUUUCCUCCUGAAUUAAUGAGUUUUUGAAAUUUUAAUAAUAAAGAGCAAUUCACUCAAACAAUUCAGAAAUAUAUUGCAGUCGUCAAAGAAAUCGCCAUAUCAGCGGAAUGACGAAAUAAACAAAAAUUUCCGAACACAAUUUUUUAGAACAUCUAUUUUACUGUAUAAAAAUGAUAUUUUCAUAAAUAUAACUUAAAACCAGCAGGAGCACAACUCAAAAGCGUAACGGUACCGCGAUUUAAGAUUUUCCUGAAUAAUUCUUACAUUAUUUUAUUGUUUUUUAAUUUUACAACUUUACCAUAUUUUACAUGCACUGGCGAACAUUUGGUGAAAAUUUGAUUAAAAUCGGACUGAUUUUGAGCGCGCAGUAGCGAUUUUCCGCAAAACGCCAAAAAGGUUGAAAUAAUUAUAGCAAUGGCCCAAAAUCUAAGGGCAUUGCUGUAAUAAGUUUCGUACAGGAUUUUGUAUCUAGGAGACUUAAAACUAUAAAAUAUAUGUGUGGCUUUUUUGCAGCGAGUUACUCGGGCAUUUAAAAGAGCCGAAGAAUUAAAGGAAAUUUUAAGGAAAAAAUACGGAGAAGAGCUUGAAAUUUGGAAAGUCAAGGAAUUUGAAAGGGUAAUGACUGUUGUCCACUCUGGUUUCUUCCUGUAGCAAGUUAAAACACUGGAUCAAUAAGAGAUAAUCUUUACUGGAACUCUUGGGAAAACGUUUUAGAACUGAUAGAGCUAUCCAGUAUAAAUGAAGUUAGUUUACUUUAGGUUUCCUCCUGUAGUAAUACUGGAUCAAUAAAAGAUGAUCCUUACUGGACCUCUAGGAAGAACAGUUUAGAUCUGAUAGAGCUAUCCAGUAUAAAUAAAGUUAGUUCAGUUUAGGUUUCCUCCUGUAAUAACACUGGAUCAAUAAGAGAUGAUCCUUACUGGACCUCUAGGGAGAACAGUUUAGAACUGAUAGAGCUAUCCAGUAUAAAUAAAGUUUGUUUAGUUUAGGUUUCCUCCUGUAGUAACACUGGAUCAGUAAGAGACGAUCCUUGCUGGAUCUCUAGGAAAAACAGUUUAGAACUGAUAGAACUAUCCAGUAUAAAUAAAGUUAUUGCUUUUUAAUUAAUUUUUUAUACUUGUAGAUAAAGUUGGAAGAAGAAGAAAGGGAAAAAGCAAAACUUCGCCAACAAGAAAAAGAACACGCGGAACAACAAGAAUUAGAACGACAAAAACAAUUAGAACAACAGAGACGAGAUGAAAACGAACGUUUGGUUGCAAAUAGCCUAAACCUAAACUAAACUAACUUUAUUUAUACUGGAUAACUCUAUCAGUUCUAAACUGUUCUCCCUAGAGGUCCAGUGAGGAUCAUUUCUUAUUGAUCCAGUGUUACUACAGGAGGAAACCUAAACUAAACUAACUUUAUUUAUGCUACAUAGCUUUAUCAGUUCUAAACUGUUCUCCCUAGAUAUUUAUACUGGAAAAUCUAUAAAUCUAUAUCUUCUUUAUUUAGAACAAUUCCUAGUAUUGACAGAACUAAGAAGCCAAGUUGGUUAGGUGAGUUUGAAUAUUUUGUGAAAAUUUAAUAUUUUUAAUGUUAAUAUUUUAGUUUUAAUAUCUUUAUUAUUUUGUGAGGCAAAACACAACUUUUGGUCCAUUUAUGAAAAAACAAAUUCUGCAUGGGCAUGUGUAAUUGGCACGGACGAACUUGGGCGAAAGAGAGUUAAUUCGUCUGAUAAUUUGUUCCAGUUGUUGACAAGUCUGGAACAAGUUGUUAUCAUCUUGUAACAAGGUUGACGAGGCCAACAGACUCGCAACAAGUUGUUCCAACAAGUCUGAUAUCGUCUGCACGUAACAAGUUGUUAACCAGUUGAUGACAACAAGCUCGUAGCAACUUAUUACGAACAGUCUGUAUUAGUCUUGUUGAAUCAACUUGUAGCAAGUCUGUUACCGUCAUCAACCUUGUAACAAGGUGAUAACAACUUUGUUCCAGACUUGUCGCAACAACUGGGAACAAGCAGUGCGAACACAUCCUAUUGCCCUAAAGUUGUUAUGCUUUAUAUUCGUUCUUUGGUCUAGAGUCAACAUGCUUUUUAUAUUUCUCAUCUCGUCAUUCCGAAGCAAACAUCGACUUCUGAUUCCUGUACAACGCUUAGUGAGGAGGAUAUAUUUACUUACCAAGAUUCUCAUAACUUAAUCACUCUCGGUUGGAUCCAUGUAAGUACAUUAGACUCAGUCACACAUUAAUUGUUUCUGCGGACAUUUCAAGCUCCAGAUUAAUAAAAUAAAGGGUUGACGAGUGUUCCAAUUAUGUUUUAACUUACUGUACGCCAAGAUGAGAGUUGAGAAGGAAGAGUUUGCAUGAGAGUUUUCUUAACUUUCAUUGCUUCAUCGAACGAGAACAAUUAGAAUUGCAUGAGAGUUGACAAGCGAGACUUUACAUGAGAGUUUUCUCAACUUGCAUUCCUUGAUCAAACGAGAACAAGAGUUGCAUGAGAGUUGACAAGUGAGACUUUACAUGAGAGUUUUCUCAACUUGCAUUCCUUGAUCAAACGAGAACAAGAGUUGCAUGAGAGUUGACAAGUGAGAGUUUACAUGAGAGUUUUCUCAACUUUCAUUGCUUGAUCAAACAGAACAAGAGUUGCAUGAGAGUUGACAAGCGAGAGUUUACAUGAGAGUUUUCUCAACUUUCAUUGCUUGAUCAAACAGAACAAGAGUUGCAUGAGAGUUGACAAGCGAGAGUUUACAUGAGAGUUUUCUCAACUUUCAUUGCUUGGUCAAACGAGAACAAGAGUUGCAUGAGAGUUGAUAAGCGAGAGUUUGCAUGAGAGUUUUCUCAACUUUCAUUGCUUCAUCAAACGAGAACAAGAGUUGCAUGAGAGUUGACAAGCGAGAGUUUACAUGAGAGUUUUCACAACUUUCAUUCCUUGAUCAAACGAGAAUAAGAGUUACAUGAGAGUUGAUGAGAGUUGAGUGGAUAUUUCCACGCGCGUGGCGAAAAUUCUCAUCAACUCUGAUUAAUUUCUUAUGUUUAUUUAUUUAUUUAUUUAGACUCAUCCAUCGCAAACAGCAUUUAUGUCGAGUAUAGAUCUUCACACGCAUUGUUCAUACCAACUGAUGCUGCCCGAAGCAAUCGCCAUCGUCUGCGCGCCCAAACACUCGCAGUAAGUUUUUGUUAAACCAUAAAGGUCCGACACACUUACCGAUAACUUUGAUCCUUUUUUAUCCUAGUUUAAAUUUUCCAAACAUUUAGAAGCGUUAUAACAUUUUGAGUUAUUAUGCUAAAAGAAGAGAUUUUUAGAUGGUACGCCAAGAGAAAAUUAUGUCUGAAUCGAAGUUCAGUAAGUGCUGAUAUUGCUGUAUAAAUACGGCGUCAAUUUUACAGCACGAAUGACAAUUGUAUUUAAAUUGACAAUAUUUAACUAUUAUUUUGUGUUUCUUUCGAAAUUCGAGCUUCAAAAUUCUUCCACAUACAAAAAUAUGCUUUUAGCUUAUAAAGCUUGUUUAUCGACUGGGUAUAAAGUAGCUUCUCUGUUGAUUUUCAGAACUGGGAUGUACUCACUGACAGAGGAACACGGAUUGAAAUUUAUCGCUGCUUGCAAGCUGCAGGGAUUUCACCCUCAUCCCAAAGAACCCCCAAUAUACAAGGUGAGGUAUUCUACACGCACUGUAAAUUUUAAGGAAUGGACGGUUCAAGCUAUAGAUGAAACGAAACCAUUAGCAUAGCUGGAAAGAGCAUCUUAAAAUGAGUAAAAUUGCAAAGUUUGGUUGCGAAUUGUUGUAAAAUGAGGAAAAUAUAUAGCCCUGUGAAGUUCGAACAUUUUGUGUAUAUUUCCAUUACGCGCGGGAAAAAUAACCUGCAUUUUUGAACCGAAAGUGUUUUUUUUUUACCGCGCGUAAAACAGAGGGGACUUUCGUCGACGCUGCAUAAAAAUAGUGCGGGCUGGUGAGCUUUUUCCCGAAAAUUUUGCUUUUCGAUGUUUGGCGUACGUUUGGUGUAUUCUAUGAUAUGAUUAAUCAUUCUAUAUGUAAUCAUAUCAUCGAAUACACUGAUAUCGAAGGAACUAGACUCAGUUCCGAAAUAUCAUCAACUCAAACCGACUUGACCGACGUAGCUCAGUUGGCAGAGCAUUCAGCAUUGGACUAGUAUCCCAAAGGUAGCGCGGGUCCUAUUCCCACCGUGGCCAAGCUAACUUUUCAGCUUGCCCGCUGUGGAUCACACUCAGAGUAACAUCACAAACAUCAUAUUCACCUGAGUACAUAUUUACACAACACUAACACACACAAAAUAAUAAUUAAGGAGUCCAAAGCACCUGGUCCAGACAAAAUUCCAGUUCCUAGUUGGUUUCUAAAAACGUUUAGCUACAAGUAUUUAUACUCGCGCCGAACCAGGAUCCCAUUUAAUCAAUUAAUUCGUCCUUUCAAAAACAAAUUUUACAAACUAUACAUUGAAAAAAGGAUCGUCAUUCCAUUACCCAAGAAUCAGAACAUUGAAGAAUUUAAUAAAGAUCUCAGACCAAUAUUUCUUACGCCUACCCUGUCAAAAAUCACUGAAGGCUCAGCUAUAUGUAUCCAUUGACAUAUUUCUCCAUAUUUUCCACUGAUAUUUGAGCAAUUUGCUCGCGCAUUUGUGUUCUAGGAUUCUGGUCAUAUCAACUUGGACGGAGCAUCUUCUAUUGUUGUCGCAGAUCUCAGGUGAAACGAUAUCGUCGAAGAAGAAAUUCUAAACUGAAAUUUCUAAUCGGUGCGUUGGAAUUCGAACGAAGUAUUUAUAAGCUGGUGAACUGAAUAUUAUGAUAUUAUCAAGACGAUACUCCAGACAGGGGCUGGCGAUGCAAAUUGCAAAAUAGGCUGUUUUGCGAAAUAGUCCUGUGUGCUGUUUUUUAUUGUAGACUGGGAUAUCUCGACGCACGAACAGCUUGACAAGGUCCCGAGAGCUAUGAGCAAAUGGAUGGCUCAAUAAUGCUUGGCAACCUCAAAGCGUAACGUGGAAUAUAAUAUCUAGAAGAAUAUAAAAUAAUCUAUAUCAUAAUCUAUAAUGUGGAUAUUGCAAAUUAUGUAUAUAAAAUCGUUGGUCUUAGUUUCUGUUGGCAUUCAAUAUGUCUGCAAAUACACACGCAAAACUCUCACAUCUUGUAGCAAGUCUGUCAACAAGUUGUGUUCGCACUGC
Molecule: messenger RNA, 9889 nt
Organism: Paramuricea clavata
Lineage: Eukaryota; Metazoa; Cnidaria; Anthozoa; Malacalcyonacea; Plexauridae
Source: the annotation of a GenBank genome assembly